UACCUGGCUUGAGAGCAGUACAUGUGAAAAGGAUCUAGGAGUCUUGGUAGACCACAAACUUGACAUGAGUCAACAGUGUGAUGCAGCAGCUAAAAAAGCCAAUGCAAUUCUGGGCUGCAUCAAUAGGAGUAUAGCAUCUAGAUCAAGGGAAGUAACAGAUUAGACAACUGGGCCAAAGCAAACAAGAUGAAUUUUAACAAGGAGAAAUGUAAAGUACUACACUUGGGCAAAAAAAAAAAUGAAAGGCACAAAUACAGGAUGGGUGAUACCUGGCUUGAGAGCAGUACAUGUGAAAAGGAUCUAGGAGUCCUGGUAGACCACAAACUUGACAUGAGUCAGCAGUGUGAUGCAGCAGCUAAAAAAGCCAAUGCAAUUCUGGGCUGCAUCAAUAGGAGUAUAGCGUCUAGAUCAAGGGAAGUAAUAGUACCACAGUUCUGGGCACCACAGUUCAAGAAUGGGUGAUGCAGGAAGUCUUUUAGUUUGCAUAAUGACAUAUGUUUCUAUCCUAUCUGUUGGUCUCCCAGUGCAGUGAUUCCACCCAUCUUUUAGGGGCCAGUGGUGGUAAGGGUUUGCAUAAUGACAUAUGUCAUUAUACAUGUGCUUAGGGGGUAAGGGUUUCUUUAACUAAUCUAGUGGAAGAGACUCGAGUGCUGAAAUCCACGGGUUAGGGGGCGCAAAUUACUUGCCUUGCCCCGGGUGCUGACAACCCACGCUACGCCACUGGAAUGGAGGGAAACAUUUCAGAGAUACAGUGUCCAAGAAUCGGGACAAAAAUGCAUACAGUUUAUAACCCAAGCGUAACAAGUUUUCCUUGAGGUUCAGAGUUUUAUUUAUUUGCAGAUCCAUACGUUUGUAUCCCCUUUCAGGCAAGAUUUGACAGCUCAACGCUUUACCCUACUGUUCUUCAGCGGGAGUGUUAUCAGUUGUUAAUGAGGCAUGCAGCGAUCAAAUUAGGAGUUCUAUUGGCGGUUUAAUGAGGCGUGCAGAGGGUUCCAUUUGGCUGAGGUGGCUCUGCAAGGCUACAAGGAAGUGAAUAAGGAAAAUGGGGGGGCUGUAGCUUUGAUAGGCACACUGAUUUUUCAAAAAGCAGUGGUGUUCCCGUCCACCCCUCUCCUGCCUCUCUGUAAAGCAAGCAUAGAACGAGCCACUUACACGACUCCUGUACCAGCGUCUCCUCCUCCUCCUCUUGCUCAAAUGUGACCUCUCCCUCCCUCUUCCAACUUGAAUAAAAUAUUGGGGGGGGCAGUUAAGCCCCACCUCACAUACUAUGUCCGCCUUUCUCAACUUCUGGGUCCCCCGAUGUUGUUGAAAUACAACUCCCAUUGCCCCUACCUAGCAAUAUUUUAUUCUUAUUCUCCUCCUCUAAAAACUAGGAGCAUCUUAUGGUCAGGUGUGUCUUAUGGAGCGAAAAAUACGGUAUGUGUAGAUGAUGAAAAGAAAUUAUAUACAUUUUUUUAACAAUUCCAAAAAAGUUCAUUGCAUCUAGGCAACAGUUAAAUGCUGCGGCAACAUCUCCUGUUUCCCAAAAGGACAGGAGGGGAAGGUCUCCUCCACGUUUAACUCACCCCACUCAAACCACAUGGAAGGCAGAGGUCUUGUUCAUUCACAAUCCCAGUAAACCAUGUGUGUAUCUGAAGUGAACCAGGCGCUGCAGCUCCUCCCACUCUCACUGGGCUGCUGCAAGAAAAGGCAGCGGAAGAGUAAGCGGAUGGGUUUGAAGGCUCUUUCUGCCUCCCUGGUUGCAGGGCAGGAGGACAGAGGAGGAGACAGUGAGGGCAGAAGAAGCAGUGGGCGGAUCCACCACCUCUCCCAGGAGGACCAGAUGCAAACAAUGGGCUUUCUUCUCCAUUCAAGGGCCACUCCUGUAUUGAGAGCACUCCUUUCUAAGUCUAAAGUUCCAUGGGAUCUACUCUUAGGCCACUACUAUGCAUAUCAGGCCAGCCUUUGAAAAUGGGUGGGGGUUCUUGGGAAGGGAGUCCCCAAUAGGGGCUUCUGCUGGGGAAUCUGAAUGUCUUGGGCAGGAGAAUCCCUGCAGAGGUUUCUGAGACUCCCUUGCCUUCUUCCUCCCUACCAGGAAGCUACUAUUUGCUCUAGCUUCUGCACUCCUCAGGAAGUUGAACCUGCAAACCUGGCUGAGACUGAACCUGCAAAUCUGGUCAGGAUGGAAGGAGGAAGAUGGACGGUUGACCUGGUCAGGCUGUCUCCCGCAUCCCUUCCCACAACCUCUGAGCAAUCCCUCCCAGGACCCUCGGAGAGAUCUGGUGAGGAAGAUGAGGAUCAGGAUUCUACGGAAUCAUCUGUGAAUUCAUUGGGAAGAACAAAGAAACAGUUUAAAUGCAGGGAAUGUGGAAUGUGCUUCAGUCGUAGUGGAACACUUCGAAGACAUCAACGAACUCACACAGGGGAGAAGCCGUUUAAAUGUAUUGAAUGUGGAAAGAGCUUCAGUUAUAGUGGAGGCCUUAAAACACAUCAACGAACUCACACCGGGGAGAAGCCGUUUAAAUGUAUUGAAUGUGGAAGGAACUUCAGUCAAAGUGGAAAUCUUGGAAUACACCAACGAACUCACACAGGGGAGAAGCCGUUUAAAUGUAUUGAAUGUGGAAAGAGCUUCAGUCAAAGUGAAACCCUUAAAAGACAUCAACGAACUCACACAGGGGAGAAGCCGUUUAAAUGUAUUGAAUGUGGAAAGAGCUUCAGUUAUAGUGAAGUCCUUAGGAUACACCAACGAACUCACACAGGGGAGAAACCAUUUAAAUGUAUUGAAUGUGGAAAGAGCUUCAGUCAAAAUAGAGACCUUAUAAUACAUCAACGAACUCACACAGGGGAGAAGCCGUUUAAAUGUAUUGAAUGUGGUAAGAGCUUCAGUUAUAGUGGAGUCCUUAGGAUACAUCAACGAACUCACACAGGGGAGAAGCCGUUUAAAUGUAUUGAAUGUGGAAAGAGCUUCAGUCAAAAUAGAGACCUUAUAAUGCAUCAACGAACUCACACAGGGGAGAAACCGUUUAAAUGUAUUGAAUGUGGAAAGAGCUUCGGUCGUAGUGAAGAGCUUAGAAUACACCAACGAACUCACACGGGGGAUAAACCGUUUAAAUGUAUUGAAUGUGGUAAGAGCUUCAGUUAUAGUGGAGGCCUUAGGAUACAUCAACAAACUCACACAGGGGAGAAGCCGUUUAAAUGUAUUGAAUGUGGAAAGAGCUUCAGUCAUAGUGGAGGCCUUAGAAGUCAUCAACGAACUCACACGGGGGAGAAACCGUUUAAAUGUAUUGAAUGUGGAAAGAGCUUCGGUCGUAGUCAAGACCUUAGAAUACAUCAACGAACUCACACGGGGGAGAAACCGUUUAAAUGUAUUGAAUGUGGUAAGAGCUUCAGUUACAGUGGAGGCCUUAGGAUACAUCAACGAACUCACACAGGGGAGAAGCUGUUUAAAUGUAUUGAAUGUGGAAAGAGCUUCAGUCGUAGUGGAGACCUUAGAAGACAUCAACGAACUCACACAGGGGAGAAGCCGUUUAAAUGUAUUGAAUGUGGAAAGAGCUUCAGUCAUAGUGCAGGCCUUAGAAGUCAUCAACGAACUCACACAGGGGAGAAGCCGUUUAAAUGUAUUGAAUGUGGAAAGAGCUUCAGUCAUAGUGGAGGCCUUAGAAGUCAUCAACAAACUCACACAGGGGAGAAGCUGUUUAAAUGUAUUGAAUGUGGAAAGAGCUUCAGUCGUAGUGGAGUCCUUAGAAGACAUCAACGAACUCACACAGGGGAGAAACCGUAUAAAUGUAUUGAAUGUGGAAAGAGCUUCAGUCAUAGUGGAGGCCUUAGAAGACAUCAACGAACUCACACAGGGGAGAAACCGUUUAAAUGUAUUGAAUGUGGAAAGAGCUUCAGUCAUAGUGGAGGCCUUAGAAGACAUCAACGAACUCACAUGGGGGAGAAUCCAUUUAUAACUCCCACAGGGAAAAAGCCACGGAUGUAGGGAAUGUGGAAAGAGCUUCAGAGGGAGUGGAGACCUUAAUAUUCAUGAACGUAUGUUAAUUGUAUGGUUGAAAAUAUUGUUAUGAAUAAAAUAAUCGUUAUUUUUUUAAAAUAUAUAUUCAUGAGUGAAUUUACACAGGUGAAAAGCCAUGGUUCACUCUUAAUUCACAUUAAGAAACUCAUAAAGGGGAAAGUUAAUUUCAAAUGCCUGGAACCCGUGUCAUGUUCUGGUGUUUGUAUUUAAAUUUGUAUACCUACAUAUAUGUAUUAAAGUAAUUAAGGCCACAUAUACUAAAUGUAGAAAAUAAGUUGCAAGUUGUUACUAGAUAAACAGGGGGAGAGUGAAUCUGGAAUGCUCAAGGUGUGCGAUGAAUCUGUUGAGUUUUGACCUCCGCUCUUCACUGCCAAAAUGAUGGGCUGCAAUGGUGGGGGAACAGUAAAUAACUGUCAGGGUGCUUAAAACUGCCAGGGCCAGGGCCUUUUCAACACUGGCUCCGGCCUCAUGGAACGCUCUGUCUCAUGAGACCAGGGCCCUGCGGGAUCUGAUUUCUUUCCGCAGGGUCUGUAAGACAGAGUCGUUCCGCCUGGCCUUUGGCUUGGAAUCAGCCUGAUCCCCACCCCCCUCUUUCCUUUUCCUUCUAUCAUGGAUCCCCUAUUUGGGGACUUCCCUGGUUUUUUUCUGGCCCACAUAGGACCAGUCUGGAUAGUUGGCCUUGGUGAAGAUUUGACCUUUUCUCCCCUCCAAACAGUUUUUGAUCUGGGCUUCUACUGAAAUGAGGCUGUAUUUUAAGUUGUACUUUGAUCCUAUUUGUAAAUUGUAUUUUAAUCCAUUGUUUUUAUACCUGAUGUUAGCCGCCCUGAGCCCGGUCUUCUCCGGGGAGGGCGGGGUAUAAAUAAAGUUUAUUAUUAUUAAAGAUUAUUAUUAUUAGGAGGCUGUUGUUUCAUGAGAGUGGGCGGGGGGAGGGGAGUCUUCGCGACCUGAUUCUUGAAUCAGGUAUUUAUCCAGUCAAAAGUUACAGCAUUACACAUUCUCUAAUAGAUACAAUAGAUUCUGCCUAGAGACAAGGCAUAAGAAUAAGAAUAAGAAUUUUUAUUUAUACCCCGCCUUCCCCAGUCAAAACCGGGCUCAGGGUGGCUAACACCAAUAAAAUUACAAUAAAACAUAAAAAGCAAUUAAUUAAAAUGCAGAUUAAAAUACAAUAUUAAAAUUUAAAAUGCAGCCUCAUUUUAAGUAGUCCGUAAAUCCAAGCCAUGAGGGAGGAAAACAUAGGGGUCAGACUUAAGUCCAGCCCAAAAGCCAGGCGGAACAGCUCUGUUUUGCAGGCCCUGCGGAAAGAUGACAAAUCCCGCAGGGCCCUGGUCUCCUGUGAAAGAGCGUUCCACCAGGUUGGGGCCAAUACUGGAAAGGCCCUGGCCCUAGUAGAGGCCAAUCUAGCCACCUUAUGGCUCGGGAUCUCCAGAAUAUUGUUGUUUGUGGACCUUAAGGUCCUCCGCGGGGCAUACCAGGAGAGGCGGUCCCGUAGGUACGAGGGUCGCAUGAGGAGUUGGACAUUACCCUUCCAUGUACUUAUUUGGUAAUCCUUAUCAGUCUAUCUCUGUGUUUCUCUCUGGGUAGUGGGUAUCUGAGUUCAUUUACUGGAUAUGGGGGCUUGGCCUAGAUCAACAAAAAUGGCUUUCUUGCUUAACAUUUUAACUCUCAGAAUGGCUUCCCUGAGCACAUUGGCACAGAAGAACUAGACUGAUUCUUGCAUAGCGAAAAAGGAAAAUGAAAACUUGUUCAGAUGAAUGAAGUUAAUCAAAUGUAAUACAGUGGUACCUCAAUUUAAGUACACAAUUGGUUCUGGAAGUCUGUACUUAACCUGAAGUGACACUUUCCCUUUGAAAGUAAUGGAAAGUGGAUUAAUCCGUUCCAGACAGGUCCACAGAGUACUUAAACUGAAAGUACUCAAACCAAAGCGUACUUAAACUGAGGUAUGACUGAGGUAUAGAUAUAGUAAAUGAGAAGAAUUGGAAGUUCUAUUCAAGGUUAUUUUUAGAAACAUUUCUAACUUUUUUCUUUUUUUCUUUUUCAUCUUCAGCGAGUUUAUAUUUCUAGGAACAUAAGUGAGAACAUGAUAUGAUAAAUGUAUGGGAGAAAUGUAUAAUGCUAUUGUAAUAGUGCUGUUGCGGCUACUCUUGAGUAAAGACGCCAAGUCCGCUCUGUCUUUAAGAGUUUUAUUGUGCAUAGUAUUUACAGUGCAGAGAUAGCAGAAAACACGACUUUUCAGUCACUCGCAGAAUCCGGGAGUGGAUGUUUCUUGUUGCAUGACCAGCCAUAAGAGUUUGGGCAGUUAUGUAUUUGGUUUUUAUUAUGUUCUUUUUUCUUUUUCCCUCUUCUUUAUUCCUAUGCCUAUGUAUGUUGUGUAUACAAUUUUUAAAA
Messenger RNA from Zootoca vivipara (common lizard), 6379 nucleotides. The record is from RefSeq and is a predicted model, not a curated record. Lineage: Eukaryota; Metazoa; Chordata; Lepidosauria; Squamata; Lacertidae.